UCUACCCCGUGGCUUCAACCGAAACACGAUACACGUAGUGGAUAGGAAGCAUUUUGGAUAAAUCCCAGGUGCUUAGAGGGAACAGACUCCUCGCUACCAUCAAAACGGUUGUUACUUGGUGAAGACAGCAGAAAUGGCAAUUGUAACGCCGCCAGUAUUGAUCCUCAUCUUUCAGACUCUAGUCUCCAUGGUUGCAGCUCAAAAUCCAGAAAAUCCACGUGCACCAGAUCGACAUCUGAAAUCUGAGCAUACACAUGACGUGAUGCUUCCACGGCAACUGUCUGAGGUGAAGACGUCCCGAGCGAUCACAGAACCACGCCCAACAGCACAUCUGGUGGCAGCUGAUGUGAGUACACAUCGAGCUCUGGAAUGGCUUCUUAGGCAAAGGCUAGAUGACUGGGGGUGGGGUAGUGACACCCCGAGAGCUGUCCUUGCUCUCCAACUUGGCAACACUUCCAAUUGGUUUGGGCCUGAUAAUCUUGAGAGCCAAUUAUCGUGCAAGCAGAUGGAGCUGGAUGUUAUACUACAGCUUUGGCGGCAUCAUGACUCUCCAAUGAUUCCUGGUCGACUGGCACAAUACUCACUUGCACUAAAUGCAAUCUGUCGAGAUCCAAGGCAGUUUCAUGGCCAUGACCUCAUUGGAUCACUUCAACACCAUGAGGCAGCGCUAGAUUUUGAGUUUGCAUUCUCAUCUUUGGCUGUAUGCAGCUCAGGGACACAUGUCAGGAAACGGCAAAUCAGAAGGCUUCUGGACAUUGCUGUGAUGCCAGGUGAUCACAAUGCUGAUACAUUGUCUAUGGUACUGCUGGCUCUCAACUGUAUUGUGCGUGACCACCGGAACCGGAAUUUGGAUCACUAUGUGAAGAAGCCAAGUACGCGGUUAGCAGAGGCUCAGCAUGCAGAUGGCAGUUUUGGCAAUCUGCAUAGCACAGCACUGGCUGUACAGGCUUUGGAGGUUGCAGAUAGUGAGCUCUCAGGCAAUGGUGGCAACAGUGGCCCAGUGCAUUGGAAUCGCAGCAGUGCUAUCAACUACCUGGUGUCACAUCAAGCACCUGAUGGCUCCUUUGGUGAUGUAUUCACCACUACUGAAGUUAUACUUGGCUUGGGCCCACGGCAUUUGAGCUCUGUCAGAGACCUCAACUGUGGUGGUAGUAACACUGCUGGUACUUUUGCAGCCAGUGUUGCGAAACUUCGGCCAUCAGUAGCAGCAACCCAUCCCCCUUCUGCUCCAGGAACUGCUGUCUCAAAUGUGACAGUGGAGGGCAUAACACCUCGAGAAAAUCCAAAAGAAGAGGAGACAGUGAUUGUGACAUACACAUUAUGGGUUGGAACAAAUGUCACAGAAAACUUCACUAUCAAUGUGAUAGCUGAGAAGAACUCAAGUUUCUAUCAUGUGAUGCAAAUUGCUGCAGAACAGGAUUCCCGUUACCUCUUUGAGGCAACUGAGUGGCCAAAUGGACAUUAUGUACACACCAUAGCAGGCCACAAGGAGGAGCCGUCACAUUACCAUUAUUGGCUGCUGUACCAGGUGCCAAGUCUGCCUGAUCCUGCCAGCCCACCAGGAAACAAUCUCAUCACACCUGUUGGAGUCGAUGGUUUAAUUGUUGAAGAUGGAGAUCAUUACCUUUUCUGGUACAAGAAACUCUGAGUGCCACAAGAUCCAGCAUACACAACUAUAUCUAUUCCAUCUUAACUUAUUGAAGUAUGUAACCUUCAACACUGAACAGCUGUGACAUGGUUUCGGUAAAGACUUGGAAAUUACUUGAUGGUGUAUUAAUUCAGUAACUUUUAUGUAGACUGAGAAUUUAUAUGCAUAUUCUUUAUUCUGUUUUUCAAAAGUUGUCAUUUCAUCCACUUCCUAGCUGGAUGGAAAAUGUUCACAUUCCUGCGUGAUUUUUCAACAUUACUUUUACCAUGUUCAUUUGUCUUGGUUUACUGAAACGUUAUAGAAGGUAUGAUGAAAUUACAGAGAUUGUGGUCUUUAAGCUCGGUUCACUGGUUUGUUUUUUGGCUUAUUUAAUAAUGCUGUGUCAACUUCCAACAUAAUAUACUGUUAAACACACACAAAAAAAGAUUGGGUUUGAGAUUGGACACGCAUGAAAUGAAGUCUUUUUGAGCCAUUUGAAAGCACUGUCUCAACAUUUGCCUAACAGGAGAACCAUAUAAGUACUCAAUUAGGACAGCCAGUCUCCUGGUUAAUACUAUAGCAGGGUAAAUAAAAGAUACAAAGCAAGAGUACUGCCGACUGCCUGUUGUGUUUUUCAGUGAAGUUGAUCUGAAUAUCCCAUGAGGAGGAGAUGAGAGUACCAUGGAAAAUCUCAUUGUGCUGUCCAGUAGGCCCCACAUUCAGCAUUACUAAUAUAAAAAGUGACUUUUUGUCAUGAGAAUAUUUUGAAAUGUUCUUAUACUCAAAUUAAUUUUCUACAAAUAUUGUCACUCUUUACAUCAUUACAUCCUACUUUUGUCACCAACUUUUCCUGUCAUUAUAUUACAAUACACUGUAAAGCAGUUAGCUUCUAAGCUGGCUUUUUUUACACCAAUCUCAGAAGAUGUUCCAUAAAACUGUAUUUAGAGUUGUUUGAUGAUGAUGUAGCACAAAUUUUAAACAUUUUUAAACACUUCUUUCUUUAUACAAAAUCACAGAAUUUUGUAAAUCCAUUAUGGAACAAAGAAAUUUAAGUUAAAUGUUAUUUGAUGAUAGUAUGACACAGUCCUUAUGGAUUUUUAGACGUUCUCUGUUCUAGUUUUCUUUUAAUACAGUAAUCUUUUCUUUUUAGUAGUAUAAACAACACAACAUUUUCAAAAGAGUACUGUGACCACCUCUGUUCCUGCAGAAUAAGUUCAAAGUUAUUUGAUGAUGGUAUAACAACUUUCAAGCUUUAUAUUAUUAUUUCUAUUUCCAUCAUAUUAGUUUUUCAUUGUAUAGAACUGCAAUAUUUUGGAAAAGGGGACUAUGUCCAUCUUGAGGUGGACAGAAUAUGAAGGUAUUCAUACUUUAUCAGUCCCUUGGGAAAAGCUAUUCUCAUAUCCUAGACAGGUCUGUCAAGGGUCCCACCACAGUAGGUAUUUCUUUAUACCCUCUCCACCUCAAUAUAAGCACAAUACUCAUUCCAAAUUGUUGUGAUUUUUAUUUUUAAAAAAUCAAUGUUCAGGAUAAGUAUUCUGGAUAGAUUCUACAAUUUUAUUAACAUGGUUGUUAUGUAGAAACCUUUGUUAUCCUGUAAGCUGAAAAAGACUACUUACACAAUUGAUAUAAUAUUCAUGACCUCUAUGGUCUGUUUGACAUCUGUCUGGGCUUUGAAGUGAACAAUUAAUUAACACAGUGUUGAUGACUGUUCAAAGAUUUGUGACCAUGGCACAAAUCUUAUAUCAAAUAUACCUGAGACACUGACCUAUGCCCAGCAUGACAUUCAUGUAGUCAACACAUUGCUAAACCCUGCUUCAGGUAAGCAGCUUUGAACAUCUUCAGUAAAAUGUUAUCACUAUUUAGUAAACAUCUUCUCUAUAAUACUUUCGCUGUUACAUGUGGAUCUGUUCACCAUGCAGAAAAGUACAUUAAGUCUUAUGGACAGAAUUACUAUGCCAAAUAGACAUAGGCUCUAAUAUGUAUGUUUUUAUUGUGAAAAUUUCCUCAGAAUAAAACAGGUUUAGUAAAAGGUGAAUAAGAUCAUACUUGUACAUGCAUUUAAAAGUUUGAAACUGUUUUAUGUAUAAUGACUAAUUCAGCAGCAAACAUCUAUUUUCUUGUAACAGUGAAGUAUGUAACUACUAUUAAUUAUACAUUUACUCCAAUCACAAAUAUAAUUUCUUAGUUUUACAGUUCUUAUUCCAUUCUGAACCACCUUGAUUCAUCAUUCCACAUUCAACAGACUGAUACAACUCCAUGUAGCUACUGUAGAUUAUGCCAUUUGCGCAGGCCCCGUGAGGUGAUCAAGAAAUGUAUUAAUUUAGAAGUAUACAUGUUUGUACUUUAAAAUUAUAUAUUUUUCUAAGUUCAGUAAUAUUCUGCAAUGAUUAUUGGGUUAGUGCCUUUUCCCAAAGAUAUGAAGUCAACGCAGUUUUUGCUUAACAUUACAUAUGAAUUCUCAGUCUCAUAUUUUUGUGAAAAUACUGUAAUGCAGUUCUUCAAUGUGAUGACUUCAUAACCUCUUUCAUACAUCUAUACAUAGAUCACAUUUUUAACAUUCCACAUUUCAGUUACAUGUGAAACAUUUUCAUUUUCAAUUUGAGGGAAGGUGUCGUAAGUAUACACAUAUUAUAUUUAGUAAUCUAAUUUAUACAAAUUUGUUUGUUUGUAUAAUAUUCAUAUACACAUAUAAUAGUUUAAAUGGUCUUUAUUACUUUGAGCUCCUAACAAAAGAAAUGUAUACAUGCAAGGAAGACACUCUUGCAGUAGAGUCAUGAGCCUUGUUUUAUGUCUUUGAGUGGUGGAACAUUACAAAAACAGGCUUAAAAUUAUUUAUACUAAAAUAAUGUGAAGUUGCCAAUAUUGUUAAUUUAAACAGUAAUGUAAACAGUAUUGAACUUUGAACAUAGCUGCGAAAUCUGAAUACAAGUGGGAAAAUUUCUUGGUUUUGAGGUUCUCACAAUGGAGGCUGGAAGUGUACUACCUUCUAGGAUGUAAUUUUGUG
Molecule: messenger RNA, 4631 nt
Organism: Cryptotermes secundus
Lineage: Eukaryota; Metazoa; Arthropoda; Insecta; Blattodea; Kalotermitidae
Exons: 11
Coding region: 134-1648 (504 amino acids)
Biological process (GO): cobalamin transport
Molecular function (GO): cobalamin binding
Source: RefSeq, a predicted model, not a curated record